AUGUCCUCUUGGGACCCUCUUUCGGUAUGUGCCGCGAGAGGCACCUGGAAGACCGCGCCGCCUCAAGACGAACGCAACGGCAAACGCUCCUUUCCGAAGGCGGCGGCGGCUCCACGCCAGCGCAAGCGCUGCCGGCCCGUCCGUGGGAGCGCAUUCGCCCCGCAGCCGGGCCCUCGCACCCCCAAGAGUUGCGUUUCGGUCACGCUGGGACCACCCGCGCCGCGCCCCUCUCUUGGGGAAGCCCGGCGCCACGUAAUACUUAAGAUUUUCAGCAGAAAAGUGUGUGUUUGUAAAAGCUUUACAUUUUGUUGCAUUUCAGAUCGCCUUUAUUUUGCAAUUCUCUGCCAAAAACCAAAGAGUGGAGCUGCAAAUACCCAUUAUUUCUGCACAGAUGAUGAACUUGUAUAUGAGAACUUCUAUGCAGACUUUGGGCCACUCAAUCUUGCAAUGGUCUACAGAUACUGCUGCAAGCUAAAUAAGAAAUUAAAGUCAUUUUCAUUGAUAAGGAAGAAAAUAAUUCAUUAUACUGGCUUUGAUCAGAAAAAACAAGCAAAUGCUGCAUUCCUCAUAGGCUCCUACGCAAUAAUAUACCUGAGAGAAUCUCCAGAAGAUGUGUACAGGCUUAUAUUGGCUGGAAGCAUUUCGUAUCUUCCUUUCAGGGAUGCUUCCUUUGGUACUUGCAGCUUUCAUCUGACAUUGCUGGACUGUUUUUAUGCAAUAAACAAGGCUUUUCGGUAUGGUUUCCUGGAUUUCAAUACAUUUGAUGUAAAUGAAUAUGAGCAUUAUGAAAGAGCAGAAAAUGGAGAUUUUAACUGGAUAAUACCAAACAAAUUCAUUGCCUUCAGUGGACCUCAUUCAAGAAGUAAAAUUGAAAAUGGCUAUCCCCACCAUGCCCCAGAGGCUUAUUUCCCAUACUUCAGGAAACAUAAGGUCACCACUAUAAUACGCCUCAACAAAAAACUGUACGAUGCCAAACGAUUUACAGAUGCCGGAUUUGAGCAUUUUGACCUCUUCUUUGCUGAUGGAAGCACACCUGGUGAUACUAUAGUUAAAACAUUUCUAAAUAUUUGUGAAAAUGCUGAAGGUGUUAUAGCUGUUCAUUGCAAAGCUGGUCUUGGACGAACUGGUACACUUAUUGCCUGUUAUAUUAUGAAGCAUUAUCGGAUGACAGCUGCUGAAACUAUUGCCUGGAUUAGAAUAAAUAGACCUGGUUCAGUGAUUGGACCACAACAACAUUUCCUGAUGGAGUAAGUAGAUUGACUAUAUUUUUUUUUUUUUUUUUUCCGUGCAAAGUUGAGAGGAAACCGUAAAAUUGCUGUAACAAGAAUUCUGUCAGGAGUAGAUGAUAUUUCGAUCAAUGACAGAAGAGACAGGAGAACCAUCCAAAAGGACAUUGAGCUGUACAGCGAUGAAGAUGAAACAAACUGUGUAACUCAAGGUGAUAAGCUUCGUGCACUGAAAAGUAGAAGGCAGGCAAAAACUCCAACUGCAUCUCCUCUAACAGUAAUUCUGCAGUCCCGUGUUCAGAAAAAUAAAACCUCUGAACCUAGCAUUUCUGACAGUACAGACAUUACUAAAAGAACUACCAGGUCUGCUGCAAGAAAAAACAGUUUAAAAAGCAGGCAAUCCAUCCUAAGGACUAGAACAGUAUUGCAUUGAAUUUCAAGUAAGCAACCAGUGUUGAAGAGGCUAUUCAGCAGUGAAGGGGAUGUGACUAGAGGGGACUUGAUGCAAUUCAAGGAAGAUUACUGUGGCUCCAUUUUUCAGCAAAAGUGAACCAGAAGAAUUUCUUCCGUACUUGUAGAAUAAAAUGGACUGACAUUUUUGGUAGACACUUUCUUUAUGUGCUAACACUUCCUCAAACAAAACCAACAAAAUCUGUGUACAUUCAGACUCAGGUGUAAAUAUUUAAGCUCUCUAUUAUAAAGAGGGCUUGCUAGUAUGUAUGAUGCAUGUGUAUAAACUGUGAUGGCAAUCACUUAGCUGCUGACCACCAGAAAUGAAAAGAUGGUGGGAGCUUUUAAAUAUAUAAAUCUGUGUUGUCCAUUCAGACUUGGCUCAAGUCUCCACUUAAGACUGAAAAUCAACCACAAAAGCUUUUUUAUUAUAGUAUUGGUACUCUCCUGUGUUAAUUGGCUAUUCUUUCUUAUUUUGUAUGAAUUUUUUAAUGAAGCUGCAGUAUUGAGUACACAAAGUAACAUCCACCAAAGAGUGCUUUAUUUUCAAAGGUUGUGUGGUUUGUUUAUUUUGAAAAAAUAACUAUAAGCAAUUAACUCGUUUUUAAUAGAAAUAGAUUUUUAUUUGUUCACAACCAAUGGCUCUGUUAACUAGUUGUAAUUGCUUUAAAUCUGGUAUGAUUUUAAGGGGGAGGAAAAACAGCUUACCAUUUAAAGCAGUGCUGUCAUAUUGAAGUGUCAUUACUGUUUCUUUUGCUAUCUUUAAGUCUUUUAGGUGAGACUUCAGAUUAGCACAUCUAAAAGGUAAGAAUUGUUCCUGGGUUUUAUUAGAACACUUGAUAACAUGUGGUUGUCACUGGUUUUUAGCUUUGAGACACUUAGCAUGUGUCACACACUUAAAAGGGAAAAUAAGCUUUCUGUACAACUGAGAAUGGUAGGGGAGCUCGGGGGCAGGAAUAGUUUUUAACAUCCAAUUAACACUUUACAAACUACAGCUUACCUAUAUUAAGAAGCAGUGUAAUUUUUAAACAAAUCUGUCUGAGACUGAAAUUUUUAUCCACUACAAGACUGUCUUCAAACACUGGGAGUGCUUUUUCCCUACCACUUUUCACAUUAUGAAAUCUCAAAGCUGGCUUUGGAGUAAUCAUUCCUUGUCUGCCAGCUGAAGUUUAUAGCUGUAUAUCCUUCAGAUGAGGACUGUUACCACAUAGCCUUAACUAUGAUACAGUUAUCUGUUGGUUUAGUGACUCUUGCAGUAGAAAGUAGAAGAAAUUGAGAUAUCUGAAGUGUUAGCAAUGAAAUAACUGAAGUUUUUAAAGAUACAGAUUACAUCUGCAACAGGGAGAAUUUUCUUUUUACGAAUGUCAGUGGGCAGGUUCAGUGACUAGUUUCAGUCUAGAUCCUUGAAAAUUAAGCUUUCUAUUAGGCUGGGGAUUUUUAAAUGCCAGUAUGAAUAAUCACACAUUGGCUUGUAAAUAUUUUGUGGAAAAAACAUCAUGAGUUGGAGGGGAAGCAGAAUGUGAAGUGUAAGUAAGCUUACAGGUAGCAGCCGUGAGUUUGAACAGUCAAAAUUUGCAAGUGUGAACACAAAGAAUACAGAAGAGGCUCAGACCUGAAAUAUUUUUUAUUUUCCUCUUAAUCUUCACACUCCCCCCGAUUUGUUCCAGGUAAAAAGCACCUAAAAGAGGGACUGAAUUAACCCUGAAAGUCUUGUCUUUUUUUUUUUAAGCCACUUGCCCAAAAGCUGAAGUAUGGAUAACCACAAUAAUAGGUAUCAUGUGCAAAUAUGAAUCUGUGUUUAUUUCUGAAGAAAAUUCUUAUCUUGGAAGGCAGGAGGAAUGAAACUAGUGAGGUGAGAGGGUGAGAGUCUAACCAAGAAAAACUAUAAUAUUUAUUCUGUUUGGCUUUGCCCUUCUCUCAGCUGAGCUUCCUCUUUUAGCAUCUUUAUUUUUAACCUAAAAAUAAUCAGUCCAUUUCACAUUCCAAAUUGGAAUUUGCCUUUUUAAAGUAACCAGCAGAGCUAUUAGAACUUUCAGGUUCAUCAGAAGUAAAUUUGCUUAAAACAAAUGCACAAACACACACAAUAGCAAUUCUAGCUAAACCAAAACUGCAUGUUUGGCAUGAAUGUGUUUCAGGAUACCCCUUUGACCACCCACUAUCUUAGUGAGAAACACAUAAAUGUCAAGGGGAUUUUACAUUUUAACUCUCCAAACAGCCUUAUAUAGAAAAUUAACUCAUUACCUCAUUGUAUUCCAUCCAAUCAUAUUGCUUAGGUUUUUUUCUUCUGAAUUUUUAGUACUUUGUCUACCAUUUUUAUUAUAUCAUACCAAAGCUGUCUUAAGUACAAGAAUGGAGAGUGGUCAUGGAUGAGAGAGUCCUUAGUUUCUAAAUCUUUUUUGAACUGUGAAUUAUUAUGUGCCAAAAUGGAAUGUGUGGCAGCAGCUGCAUCAGCAUUGUACCACAGAACAGCUGAAGGAAGUUAUUUCUGCUGUCAUCCAUUAGGAGUUUUCCCUUAGAAAUUCCUUCCCCUCUUUCAAAUACAUGACAUAUUGAGUCUCUCUUGAUCUCUUACUCAAAAGUACACAGCAUAUUCAAAAGCUGCAGUAUCUUGGGUCAAAUUGCUAGCUUCCAUUACAGCAUCAAUAACUUAACUCAGAUGUUAACCCAGACCUUGUGUUUUGCCCCAGUAUGACAGAGGAAGUGUUACUGAUGUAAAACAAAAAAAUAAGAUUUGUAGAGACUCAUGCAUUAAAAUGGAAAAAAAAAAAGAAUGUGUUGUUCACCAGUUUGUUGCACUGCAGUUUUUAUAUUAAUGGGUUGCAGACUGUUUGUCUUGCAUAAACUCAUGUACAGACUAUCAAGAUCUAAAAUUUCUUGAUUAAUCAGUACUGUUCAUCCUGAUUAUUUUUAAAUUGUAUAUUUCUAAUCAUAUUUUUUUAACUUGGAUUGACAGAAUGGGAGUUUAUUUUGCUGAAGGUAUUUUUAAGAUAAAGCUUCAUAUUAUCUUUUAAUAUUAAGUAGUUAAAGAUGCAUUUGUGUCUCAUUUGAAAAUACUACAUAUGGUAUUUGUUUUUAUACAAAAUAUUGAAUAGUGAGAAUUGUAAACAUGGAUUGUUUAAAAUUAAAAAUAAUAUUCAGAAGUUUGUUUUCUCACUCUUAUUUCCAGCAUUCUAAAAAAACUUCAGCAGAAAACCAUCAUAUCUGUAACUCACUGACUCAUAUGUGCUCUGAAAAAUAAUGCAAGAAUCUCAGCUGCGUGAAAACCUUUAAAUAAAGCACAGAUCCUUAAAACAUACCAUUUAUUAAUUUCAAAAAUAGAGAACUUCUGGCUCUACAUUUCAGGGGACUCACUUGGAAAGCAGUAGAAAUUAUAUUUCAAUUGUUGGGAUACUGCUACCCAGUAAAAAAA
Athene cunicularia (burrowing owl) is the source of this 5085-nucleotide messenger RNA. It is a transcript of the gene CDC14B, whose product is annotated as cell division cycle 14B. Gene Ontology annotation, biological process: regulation of exit from mitosis; positive regulation of cytokinesis; cilium assembly. NCBI's taxonomy places the organism in Eukaryota, Metazoa, Chordata, Aves, Strigiformes, Strigidae. The transcript has 14 exons. The record is from RefSeq and is a predicted model, not a curated record. Gene Ontology annotation, molecular function: protein tyrosine/serine/threonine phosphatase activity; protein serine/threonine phosphatase activity. Gene Ontology annotation, cellular component: nucleolus; spindle pole; centrosome.